This is a messenger RNA of Danio aesculapii, 951 nucleotides long. It is a transcript of the gene cabp5b, whose product is annotated as calcium binding protein 5b. Gene Ontology annotation, molecular function: calcium ion binding. NCBI's taxonomy places the organism in Eukaryota, Metazoa, Chordata, Actinopteri, Cypriniformes, Danionidae. The record is from RefSeq and is a predicted model, not a curated record. The transcript has 7 exons. Bases 157 to 666 code for a protein of 169 amino acids.
AAGAAUAGCAGGAAAGGAGAGAAGCUGACAGAAGCAAGAGGAGAACUGAGAGAAACUGCACUUCCUUCGCUGCUUCCUGCCAACAAACAGAAAGAGAGAGAAGAGCAUUGAAAAUCAUUUUUGAAGAGGCUCAGAAGAAACUCAAAAGAAGCUGUCAUGAGUCUAGGACCGGCUUGCAUUUUCCUAAGAGGAUCUAAAAAUGCACACCGUCCUCUUGCUGACGAGGAGAUAGACGAGCUGCGCGAGGCAUUCACUGAGUUUGAUAAGGAUAAGGACGGUCUGAUCAGCUGUAAGGAUUUGGGAAACCUGAUGAGGACGAUGGGCUACAUGCCCACUGAGAUGGAGCUGAUUGAACUGAGCCAGAACAUCAACAUGAACCUCGGAGGGAGUGUCGAUUUUGAGGAUUUUGUUGAUCUCAUGGCUCCAAAGCUGCUGGCAGAAACAGCUGGAAUGAUUGGAAUGAAGGAGUUAAAAGAUGCAUUUAAAGAGUUUGAUAUGGACGGCGACGGAACAAUCACCACUGAAGAACUGAGGCUUGCGAUGCUGAAACUGUUAGGUGAAAACACAAAUAGGAGGGAAGUAGAAGCCGUGGUGCGAGAAGCAGACAACAAUGGAGAUGGGACUGUCGAUUUUGAGGAGUUUGUCAAAAUGAUGUCUAAAAAUUGAGAAGACACCUGAGAUGUUGAAGACGGUCUGAGAAAAAAAAAUCACUGCAGGAAUGGAAACAUCUGCAUCAGAGACUCAAACCGUCAUUAAAGUCACUGGAUUAUGUAUUCUAUGCAAAUGGGAACUGUAUUUUAUACUAUAUUUUGUUUGUACAUUUAUAUCUUAACCACUGUUUCGCUUUGUUCGAUGACCUAAAACUAAUAAACGACGCACUCUUAUGAACUCUGUAAAAUGUUUAUGUCAUAUAUCAUUAUUUUGUAACAAUAUUUCAGAGAUAUGUAUGUU